Polyodon spathula (Mississippi paddlefish) is the source of this 876-nucleotide messenger RNA. Its product is annotated as zinc finger protein 239-like. Gene Ontology annotation, molecular function: RNA polymerase II cis-regulatory region sequence-specific DNA binding; DNA-binding transcription factor activity, RNA polymerase II-specific. NCBI's taxonomy places the organism in Eukaryota, Metazoa, Chordata, Actinopteri, Acipenseriformes, Polyodontidae. The annotation marks the transcript as partial. The record is from RefSeq and is a predicted model, not a curated record. The transcript has a single exon. Gene Ontology annotation, biological process: regulation of transcription by RNA polymerase II.
UUUGUGUUGGAAAACGUGCGCAAUUUGGAUAAUGGCUUCUUGUCUUCUGUUUCUCAAGACACAGGUGCGGUGGGGAAACUGGCUUGCGAGACGAGGAGAUCGGAGACAGAGCUGCCGUCCGUGAAAGAGGAACCCGAAGACCGUGUCCUCGAGCAAGAGCAUGGGGAUGCAACAGAGACUGUCCACAACCAGGAGCAUGGAGCUGAAACGGAGACUGUCCACAGCCAUGAAUAUGGAGCUGAAUUAGAGACUGUCUGCAUUAAAGAGGAGCUCCCUGAACUCGAAUACUUUUGCACUGAAGUCCCCAAUCCAGAAUACAACGACACCCGUGUCCACCACGUGGCUUCGGAGCUGUUGAGCCACUUUCCCGGCGUGGGACGCUGGCACGGCGAAGGGACCAGGUCGCGCUCUCCCGAGUUCGGGAAGGUCUCGGAUCCCGGGAAAAGCCCACAGCAGAGAGUCUCCCUCCCGGGGGAGAAACCGCACCGCUGCUCCGACUGCGGGAAGAGGUUCCGCCGCCUGGCCCACCUCCGAGACCACCGGAGAAUUCACACCGGAGAGAAGCCCUAUCGCUGCGACGAGUGUGGGAAGAGGUUCAGCCGGCUGGAGCACCGGAAAAUCCACCAGCGCAUUCACACGGGGGAGAAGCCGUACCACUGCUCUGCCUGCGGGAAGAGAUUCAAUCAGCUGUCGGCUUUUAAAACUCACCUGCGCAUUCACACCGGAGAGAAGCCCUAUUGCUGUGACGAGUGCGGGGCCAGGUUCACAUACUCCCAGCAGCUAAAGGCACACCGCUGCCAGGGGGCUGCCAGCUGCGGGGAGAAUUUGCACUCGGGCCACAGCGACUGGAAGAUGCCGCUUAACUACGGGUUAUAA